AUGGCCCCAAAUCGCACUCAGUUACAGAACCUAGCCCAGAAGACUAAUGAGUCCUUCAAGGAAUAUGCACAGAAAUGGCGCGAGUUGGCGGCUAGAGUCCAACCACCUGUGCUGGAAAGAGAGAUGAUGGAUAUGUUCACCAAUACUUUGGAGGGUCAAUAUUACUCCGCCUGCUCUGCAUCCUCGAGCUUCGCUGAGUUGGUCAUGAUCGGUGAAUGUAUUGAAAGUGGGAUUAAGGCUGGUAGAAUACAGAAUCCAAGUGUUGCUGGUUCCUCCUCUAGGGCAGGGGGGAAGAAACCAUAUAACGGAUUUGCUAAGAAGAGAGAGGGUGAAACGAGUGCUGCUUACUAUGGUAAAGGCAAAGUCCAUUCUUAUCAACAAGUAGCCGCUGUGACCAUACCAAAUGCUCCUCUUCAACAACAACAACAACAACAACAGCAGCAGAGGUAUCCUCUGCGUCAGUAUCAGCAAAAGCCGAGAGCGCCAAGAAAUUUUGAUCCCAUACCUAUGACAUAUGCACAACUACUUUCUCAUCUUUUACAUCGUGAGUUGGUGCAACUUCGUACCAUGGGCCCUCCACCUGCUAAGCUCCCUCCUAACUAUGAUGCUAAUGUUCACUGUGAGUUUCAUUCUUGGGCUGCUGGUCAUGACAUUGAACAUUGCAUAGGAUUCAUGCACAAAGUACAAGAUCUGAUUGAGUCAAAGGCUAUUGAGUUCACCCCUACUCAAGGGCCUAACGUUGUUCAGAACCCUAUGCCUCCCCAUGGAACUCAUGCUGCAAAUGCCAUCGAGGUUGUUGAAGACGCUCGCUUGGUCAAGGAUGUGACCGAAUUGGGCUCUCUGUUGCCAUUAUUGAAGAUAGAAUUAUUGAGGAUGGGUCUAUACUUUAGUUGUGGAGAAUUAUGUACUGAUUGCAUGGCCAUUUCCUCAGUUUGUGACAAGGUGAAAAGUGGGAUUCAACAGUUGGUAGAUAAUGGGUAUCUACAAUUUGAGCAUGUGCGACAUCCUGAAUUAGUCAAGAAUGAAGUCAAUGUGGUAUCCAUCCCGUAUACUCCUGCUAAGAUUCCAGUUCCUGCCAGAGCACCGCCUUUGGUCAUUACGUUGCCUGGUACCGUCCCGUAUACUAGUGAAAAAGCAAUCCCAUGGAAUUAUGGCGGAGAAGUUUUCUACCAAGGGGCCAAGUAUGAGAUUAAAAUGCCGGUUGAGAAAGAAGAUGUGGAUAAUGUUGUCGGCAUUGGAAGAAUGACAAGAAGUGGUCGUAUUUUCAAUCCUCCCUAG
This is a messenger RNA of Vicia villosa (hairy vetch), 1278 nucleotides long. RefSeq lists its product as uncharacterized. The record is from RefSeq and is a predicted model, not a curated record. Lineage: Eukaryota; Viridiplantae; Streptophyta; Magnoliopsida; Fabales; Fabaceae. The transcript has a single exon. The coding region runs from base 1 to 1278 and encodes 425 amino acids.